This is a messenger RNA of Candidula unifasciata, 551 nucleotides long. Lineage: Eukaryota; Metazoa; Mollusca; Gastropoda; Stylommatophora; Geomitridae. The record is from the annotation of a GenBank genome assembly.
GUGUCAAGGCUUACAUGGCCGUCAGCCUGCUUCUCGUGUGCUAUGGAACAGAAACAGAAUCUCUGGAGUGCUUCCAGUGUGAGGCCACGUCGGAGACUGGCAAUUGUAUCACAGACUGGGAAGUGAUGUCCAAUUCCACGACACGUCAGAUUUACGCCAAGAACUGCACGCACAGCAACGUCAACUGGACCAGAUGUAUGAUACAGCGUGUCGAGGUCAAAGCACAAGUAGUUUUUUUCCACCGAGCCUGCGACGAUGGGUCCUAUUUCGAAAAGCAUCUCUACAGCCCCAGGUUCGAACACCUGCCUCCCGACAACCAAACCACCUGUGACGUAGUCGGCGAUAUCGGUACGGCCGUCUGCUACACGCCUUGUGACACCGACUUUUGCAACGGGCCCCAGCUCAUCCCUGAGAAAAACUGCACUGACUCGGACACCGAGGGCUGUAGAGCGCCCGGGAUCUUCCUCAAAACGCAACUAGUGCUUGUGGAACUUGUGUCUCUCAUCUCAUCGUUGCUGCUGGUUCCCUGGUUUUUGUUCCACCGUCCUUGA